CACAAGUGGGUGAGUUCUUUCCCCAAACCUUGGGUUGCAAUCCUCUUCAAGUAUAAUUUCCCCAUAAUCGGAGGGGAAAUGGCACAGAAGGUUGGGUGAUGGGCUGACAAUGGGAAGUCAUAAUCACAGAGGGCGAAUCUCUCGGGAAGUAGAAAGAGGGGCCCAGGGGCAUCUAGCCCCCCGUUCUGGCCCAGAGGCCCUCCCCAGGCACUCUUCCACUCUGCUGAGCCAGACGCUGCAGGCACCUAAAGGGGACUCAGAUCUGGGGUGUCUGGGGAGGGGUUUCCGUUUCCUGUGGAGCGAGGGAGGGAGGCGGUGCCAGGAACAACAGGCCUUCUGAGGGCAAGACAGAAACUCAGGUUCUGCAGAAGUUCCACGAAGGCAGGCUCUGCAGAGCACUGUCGCUGCUGCCCUUCCGUCAGAAGAAGGGAGAACCGCAUGCCAUGCCCCCGAGAUUCCAGAAUGUUCUGCUGCAGGCUGCACUGCGUCACGUGCUUUCCGUGUGAGCUGACACCAUUUCACUCACACAGCUUAUUUUUCCAUUGUCUACUCCGUCUUGUUCUAUGUAAUUAAUUUUACACUGUCCACAUCUAGUAAGAAUGCAUUGUUCAGUACUUGCUCAAGAUUCUCAGUACGUCUUUCUUGUAGGAGAUGCUGUGUCUGUCUGUGUGCUUAUGUCGCAUGGAUUCCCCGGGCUUGGAAAGGAGCCUUAGAGACGGGGAAGGAGGGGCAGCCCCUGAGCACAGGGAGGGGAGGGGGCUCCCCAUUUUCCUCUCUAACGCUGUGCCUCCUUCUCCCUCAGGCGGCCAUGACAAGCCCUCCCCGUCUGCCUGGACAAGCCCUGUGGUUCCCCUAGGGCAGCACGUGACUCUUCAGUGCCACUCCCACCUCGGGUUUGACAGGUUCCGGCUGUGCAAGGAUGCCGGAGGCCAUGUCCCCAACCUCCAGGACGUAAGAUUUCAGAACAGCCUCCUUGUGGGCCCUGUGACCUCAGCACAUGCGGGGACCUACAGGUGUCUCGGUUAUUACAGUCGCUCCCCCUCUGCGAGGUCGGCGCUCAGUGACCCCCUGACGAAUGUGGUCACAGGCGUCUACAGGAAACCUUCCCUCAUAGCUCAGCCAGGUCCCCUGGUGCAAUCAGGACGGAACGGAACGCUACAAUGUCGCUCAGAGAUCACGUUUGACAGCUUCAUUCUGAUUCUGCACAGAGAGGGGGGAACCACAGACCCCUUGCACUUCGUUAGGCAGCUCCACGAUGGGGGCUCCCAGGCCAACUUCUCCGUGGGCACUAUGACUUCUGUCUGUGCAGGGACCUACAGAUGCCUCUGUUCUCUCAGUCACUCCCACUACGAGUGGUCAGCCCCCAGUGACCCUCUGGACAUGGCGAUCACAGGUGAGAAUGUCUAGACCUGCCCUCAGCCUUACUUGGGAACACCAACUGGACGUGCCAGGGCUCGGAAGCCCCAGGUGGUGGUGAGGGAGAUGAGUGGAGGCUUCUUAUGGAGAGAAACAGAAUGGGUUUGAUCUACAUCAAGAGAGACAACGAAAGAGGAGAAACAAUUACAGACAACUUGCUAUCACGUGAAGAGCAGGCGCAGCUCAGAGGCACUCAGAAAAGGAGAUGAAGAGUGAGGUGAGGGAUACAGGCAGACAUGAAUGUAUCAGAGAGAGGGCGCCCUUCCACCCUGACUUUGUUCAGAGACUUGAAACAGUUUAGAAAUCUGCUUUCCAUUUUAACUCUACACUCCUCUUACUAAAAGAACCCAGAGACACCAUAUAUCUGACCCAAAUUGCAUGACCAAGCUGGCCUGUCUCAGGCUGAUUCCCCACGCACCCUGUGUUCUCAUCCCCUAUGUCACCCACCCACAGAUGCUGUGUUUACUCUGACAUGGCUUCGUUCCAUGUAUUUGAGCCACAAUGCGCCCCCAGGAUACCAUAGUCCCUGGUGUAGGAGUCAAACGGUGGUUCCUGUACGUUGUGUGUUUUAUGGGUCUUCAUUCUGUAUCCUCAGGCCAUGUUGCAAGGUCACCCCAAAUGUUACAGGCUUAUGGAGGUAAAAAGCCCACAGAGAGGUAGGAUCAGAGAGAAAGCAGAGACA
This is a messenger RNA of Vicugna pacos (alpaca), 2098 nucleotides long. NCBI's taxonomy places the organism in Eukaryota, Metazoa, Chordata, Mammalia, Artiodactyla, Camelidae. The record is from RefSeq and is a predicted model, not a curated record.